Molecule: messenger RNA, 1439 nt
Organism: Microcebus murinus (gray mouse lemur)
Lineage: Eukaryota; Metazoa; Chordata; Mammalia; Primates; Cheirogaleidae
Gene: ALX1
Product: ALX homeobox 1
Biological process (GO): embryonic skeletal system morphogenesis; positive regulation of transcription by RNA polymerase II; negative regulation of DNA-templated transcription
Molecular function (GO): RNA polymerase II transcription regulatory region sequence-specific DNA binding; DNA-binding transcription activator activity, RNA polymerase II-specific
Source: RefSeq, a predicted model, not a curated record
AAGGGCUCGGAGCUGGGCAGCUCCCGGCGCCGCGGAGCUCGCUUUCCCUUCCCUCCUCUCAGGCCCUCCCUCCUCCCGCCCACUCGUUCCCUCCCCCAGCGCUCUCCAGCCUGCGCGCCCAGGGAGCUCCCCGACAGCCUUCCAGGAUUAUGGAGUUUCUGAGCGAGAAGUUUGCCCUCAAGAGCCCGCCAAGUAAAAACAGUGACUUUUACUUGGGCGCAGGAGGCGCGUUGGAGCACGUUAUGGAGACGCUGGACAAUGAGUCCUUUUACAGCAAAGCGUCUGCAGGCAAAUGCGUGCAGGCCUUCGGGCCCCUGCCCCGCGCCGAGCAUCACGUGCGCCUGGAGAGGACCUCGCCCUGUCAGGACGGCGGCGUGAACUAUGGGAUCACUAAAGUAGAAGGACAAGCCCUUCACACCGAACUGAAUAGAGCUAUGGACAACUGUAACAGUCUUCGAAUGUCCCCCGUGAAAGGGAUGCAAGAGAAGGGAGAACUUGAUGAACUUGGGGAUAAAUGUGACAGUAAUGUAUCCAGCAGUAAGAAGCGGAGACAUCGAACCACCUUCACCAGUUUGCAGCUAGAAGAGCUGGAAAAGGUCUUUCAGAAAACCCAUUACCCAGAUGUCUAUGUCAGAGAACAGCUUGCUCUGAGAACAGAGCUCACUGAGGCCAGGGUCCAGGUCUGGUUUCAAAAUCGAAGGGCCAAGUGGAGGAAAAGGGAACGUUAUGGUCAAAUACAACAAGCUAAAAGCCAUUUUGCCGCCACCUAUGAUAUAUCAGUUUUGCCAAGGACUGACAGCUACCCACAGAUUCAGAACAAUUUGUGGGCAGGAAAUGCAAGUGGUGGUUCUGUGGUUACUUCAUGCAUGUUACCACGUGACACUUCCUCCUGUAUGACACCUUAUUCUCACUCGCCUCGGACAGAUUCCAGUUACACAGGGUUUUCUAACCACCAGAACCAGUUCAGCCACGUGCCCCUCAACAAUUUUUUCACUGACUCUCUUCUUUCUGGGGCUACCAAUGGACAUGCAUUUGAAACAAAGCCAGAGUUUGAAAGGAGGUCUUCCAGUAUCGCAGUUCUUCGAAUGAAAGCCAAGGAGCACACCGCCAAUAUUUCAUGGGCAAUGUAACAUACAGUACUCUUUUAUUUUUCUUUUAAUAGCAAAGUAAAACAUUCUUAUUUUUCAUAUUUAAAGGAUACCACAAUAAGCUGCUGUGUGUGGAAUUGCUAAAGGUCAAGAUAUUCAGUAAGACCAGCUUAAAUGAAUAGUUGUUAUUUAACAUUAAAAUCUAAGAAUGAACCUCUGAAAAGACGAAAUAGGUUUACCAUGCACCAGUCUCCACAAAACUCUGUUUUACUAGUAAGAUUUUUUUUCUAUCGUACAAGUCAAUGAAAUAUGAUCAUGCAACUUCUUAAAAGAAUAAAUGUAUUAAACAAA